GUAAUUAUUAUGUCUACGUCUGUAGUUCAGUUGUGUCGUAGCUGCACAGAGUUGUUCGUUCAUUCUAUCUAUCAUCUUUAACUGAAUAGUUUUAGAACAAUGGAUUCAAUCCCAGUUAUUGAUUUAGACUUUUUUACAAAAUGUGAAAUAACGGACAGUGUUUUAAAUGAGAUCAAAACCAAGAAAAUUGCUGAAGAAAUUAGAUUCGCUUUGCAUGAAGUAGGAUUUAUGUACCUAAUCAAUCAUCGUGUUUCACCAGUUGUUAUCGAAAAUGCAUUCAAAGCCAGUAAAUCGUUCUUCGAUUUGGAAUUGGAGACAAAGGCCAAGUACAAGAAAAUACCAGUGUUGACUAACCAUGGAUGGAUUCAGCCAGGCGCAGAAUUAUUGCAUCCAAAAUCCGUAUUCGAACUUCGGGAAGGUUUCGAUUUCGUCGAUGCCACGAAAGUGAUCAGCGAAUGCCCGAGCUUCUCUGUUGAAAUGUCGACAUUCAAAACCGCCUGCGAACAAUUUGCUCGUAAGGUUUUGCUACUUCUGAGCUUGGCAUUUCAAAUUGACGAUGUCAAUUUCUUCGUAAACACCUGUACGCACUUGAACGAUCCAAAUGUGCCGAAUGAGUGCGAUAUGCGAGCUAUCUACUAUCCGCCAAUUCCGAAAAAUCAAGACAUCCCAGAGGGAACCGUUCGAUGUGCAUCACAUACAGACUAUGAGUUGAUGACUUUACUGUUUCAGGAUAAUGUCGGAGGAUUGGAGGUCCGACGAACCGACGGAAGUUGGCUACCUGCAACUCCAGUACCUGGUAGCAUUCUUGUGAACACAGGAGAUCUAUUGGAAAGAUGGACGAGUGGAUAUUUUCCUGCUACAAAACAUCGUGUGAUCAUUCCACCAACAGAAAUCAAACAGAGGACGCCUCGAUAUUCUUUUGCAUACUUUUUCGCACCAGACAACGACACUGUGGUAUCGCCGAUCGUAAAUUCUCCAAUUGCUCAAUCUCUCAAAGCGACGGGCAGUGAACCAAUAACUGCCUAUCAACACAUUCAAAACCGGGUCAAAGAAGCGUACCAGUAUUAAGAGUUGGUAUUUCGUUAUAACUGGAGGCUCAGUUUAAGUUAAAGAAUUCAGAUUUUCAAUAAAUUUGGGCAUUAUCAAUGGAAA
Messenger RNA from Bradysia coprophila, 1152 nucleotides. RefSeq lists its product as uncharacterized. NCBI's taxonomy places the organism in Eukaryota, Metazoa, Arthropoda, Insecta, Diptera, Sciaridae. The record is from RefSeq and is a predicted model, not a curated record.